GACUCUUCGAAAAAGCAAAACCUUGCUGCGUCCUCCAACUUUUCCAAGCUCCAAACUUUCACAAGAAUUCGUUCCAGAAUCUUUUUGUUUUAAUUUUUCAUGGUCUGGUUUUCAAAACCCCAUGAACAAAUCCAAGAAUUUCUUCCGGAAUCUAGUGAAACCUUUCAGGUCAAGCUCAAGCAAUGUGGGGGAUAAUGUAGAGGAUUUGGAGAGAAUAGCUCAACAAGAACAAAAGAGCUUCCUUUUCGAGACUUUAGUUGCUGCUACAAAAGAUUUCCAUUCUCAUCACAAGCUUGGUGAAGGGGGUUUUGGACCUGUUUAUAGAGGUAAGUUAGAUGAUGGAAGGGAGAUUGCAGUGAAGAAGCUAUCUCAAAACUCGAGUCAGGGGAAAAAGGAGUUCGAGAACGAAGCUAAGGUCCUAGCACGCGUGCAGCACCGCAAUGUCGUGAAUCUGUUGGGGUACUGCAUACAUGGUGAUGAAAAGCUUUUGGUAUAUGAAUAUAUCACUAAUCAGAGUCUUGACAAGGUUCUCUUCAAACCGAGUAGAAAAGAGGAGCUUGACUGGAAGCGAAGGUAUGAAAUAAUUACAGGCAUUGCACGGGGUUUGCUUUACCUUCACAAUGACUCACACAACCGUAUCAUUCACCGGGAUAUCAAGGCGAGCAAUAUUUUACUUGACGAUAAAUGGGUCCCUAAAAUUGCUGAUUUCGGUAUGGCUCGCCUCUUCCCUGAGGGCGAAACGCAUGUUAACACCAGGGUAGCUGGUACCAACGGAUAUAUGGCGCCGGAGUACGUUAUGCAUGGACAUCUAUCAGUGAAGGCCGAUGUGUUCAGCUUCGGAGUUUUGGUUUUGGAGCUAAUAAGUGGCCACAGAAACUCAUCUUUGAGUUCAAAUGCUGAUGCUCGGAAUCUACUCGAAUGGGUAGAUAAGCUUUACAAAAAGGGCAAGGGCAUGGAGAUCAUGGAUGCUGCUAUAGCAUCAUCGGCACCCUCUGAACAAGUAGCUAUCUGCAUCCAAAUAGGUUUAUUAUGCGUGCAGAGCGAUCCCAAGGUACGGCCGGACAUGCACCGGGUCGUUAUAAUGCUUUCGAAGAAGCACGGACAUCUAGAGGAGCCAAUGAGACCUGGAAUUCCAGGUACUCGAUACAGAAGAUCCCGCCUGCCUCCCGGAUCCUCAUCGACUGCCCCUGGAGCCUCUGUUUUUUCGGAUUCUAAUUCUUCAGAAUCAACCUUUAACAUUACUACUAAUACUGCAUCUGCUUCAACAUCAGCCCUUGCAAGCUCCUCCAACCCCGAUCCCCACGGGAAGCUCCCGAUGAAGAGUUAGUUUUGCCGGGAAAUUUCUAGGUCUACGUUUAUAUUUGAUACACUGGUAAUAUAUAUAUCUAUGAACCAAAUUGUGCCAUUUUAUUGAAGGUCAAGUUAUUCAAAUACUUAUGAAAUUUUUUAAUGAAGUGGCAUCAUUGGUUCAGUGACAUGUUAUAGAUAUAUACAUUAUCCUUGCAUCAAAUAUAAACUCUUUGUAUACUUGUUAUAAUUAGUAUGAAAAUUGUGAAGUUUAGCUUAGU
Molecule: messenger RNA, 1568 nt
Organism: Hibiscus syriacus
Lineage: Eukaryota; Viridiplantae; Streptophyta; Magnoliopsida; Malvales; Malvaceae
Product: putative receptor-like protein kinase At4g00960
Exons: 6
Coding region: 122-1327 (401 amino acids)
Biological process (GO): protein phosphorylation
Molecular function (GO): protein kinase activity; ATP binding
Source: RefSeq, a predicted model, not a curated record